GCCGUCUACGGAACAGGAGUACUACCCUCGGUUUCUGGAUUCGUUCAAGCGCCGGCUGUGCCUAGACGGAUUACCCGUAGUUACCGGAUGACUACCACCGAUCCCAGGAGCCGCUCGUUUCGGCCAGGUUCGCAACCCUACCAUCCUUACCCUACCGUGGAGUCCAAAUCUGACACUUUUCCCAACGCGAGGAAAACCGUUGCGCCAAGGGCUCAAUACUAG
Molecule: messenger RNA, 222 nt
Organism: Aspergillus sclerotioniger CBS 115572
Lineage: Eukaryota; Fungi; Ascomycota; Eurotiomycetes; Eurotiales; Aspergillaceae
Exons: 2
Source: RefSeq, a predicted model, not a curated record